GUAAACAGAAGCCUCUAAAAUUUUGCACACUUCUACACGAGCUCACACAGAAUGCCUGGAUCUGCUUCCACCAACGCGGACCCCUGCAAAAGGAAGUCAUCUCCAAUGCAGAAUGUUGUCGCGCAUGCAUGUGACAGCGUUUCCGAAAUAAUCACGAAAUAUCGACGUAAAAUAUGCUGUGAGGCACGCCAGGUGGUGAGGAACGCCAAGUGCCGGGAAUGCGGCUCUCUAGUUCGACGCAGCAAUUUCACUUAUGCGAUCCAGGGCAAACGCUUUUCUGUGAGGCUCGGCUCCGAAGAAAUGUACGUUGGCAUUUUGAUGGCUGUGAUAGGGCUUAUGCUGCUUACGAUGCUCUAUCUGGUGCGGCGCUAUAAUCACACGUUCGCAUACGGCACCGGUGGCUGUGUGUCUACGGUUCUCUGGACCUACGAUGAUUGCAAUAUUGUGACAUGAGCAGUACACAGUUUAAUGUUUUUUAUAGAAAUCUCUAAUUUGGUUUCUUCGCACUUCUUAUCCACCAGCUGAGAUAAAUAGUAUGAUGAAUUGUAGACAGAAUAUUAAGGACUCUUUAGUAGCUAGCUGGACUUCAAACAAAUUCAAAAUUACUUCCAAAAAUCAUAUAACAUACUCAGCUAGGCGUUCCAUUUUUUAAAAUAUUUUAAUCACGAAGUAGUGUUCACAACAAAUAUUGUUUUAAUAAUCGCAUUAUAAUAAAAUACAAGCUGCGAAACCAA
Scaptodrosophila lebanonensis is the source of this 734-nucleotide messenger RNA. RefSeq lists its product as uncharacterized. The record is from RefSeq and is a predicted model, not a curated record. Bases 52 to 453 code for a protein of 133 amino acids. The transcript has 2 exons. Lineage: Eukaryota; Metazoa; Arthropoda; Insecta; Diptera; Drosophilidae.